AUGCAUCGUUUUAAGAACGCGGGCGGGGAGGACGGCGGAGAAGAAGAGGAGACGAAUACUACCACUACUAAUACCAAGAAUGAUACUACUAAUACUAACAACGCUGCUCCGGGGAAAGUCAAUGUUUCUUCAUCCCCGCCGGAGAAGAUAAUAAACUACGCGUAUCGUCACGGCAUGAGUGGGAAAGAGUUGAAGAAACGAGCGAAAGAGUUGAAGAAACGGCAGAUGUUGGAGAGAGAAACGAAACGGUUGGAGAGGCGAGAGAGGAGGAAUAGCGCGACGACGACGUCGCAGGUGGAGGAAGAGGAGGCAUUUUUUAACUCCGCGACGAUACCGAUACCGAUGAUGUCUGAGUACGCGUUCUCGCCGAGCUCGGCGUCGCCUCGCAUGGGUAACCGUCUUCUUUUCUCGGGGUCUCCUUUGUCGCUUCCACCGCUGUAUCCAGCAGGUUUUAAUAGUUACGAAAGCGAUAAAGAAGUCGCGUUCGAAAGGUACGCGUCGUCUUCGUUGGAUGAAAGUCGGCCGCAUAACUUACUCUCCCCGACGAAAUAUAAACAAAAUCGGAAAGAGUUGAGACGGUUGUUCGGUAAACUGGAGUUUGAAACCUUGGAUAAAAGUUCGAUGGAUCGCGUGUUUGUGUCGUGCGAGAUCGGGAAGAAAUCAACAAAGACGGUGCAAUUGUCGGAAUUUCUCGAGACGCCGAACGCGCCUUAUCACGCGGUGCGAAGAGUGGAGAGGAAUAACAGCGGAUGUAGAGGCGGGGUUGAGGUGCUUUGGGAUGUGAACUUUGACGCCUCGGCGGCUGCUAAAGCUGAAAACGAAAGUAAGAGUCUCAAUAUCAACAAUAACGACGACGACGACGGCGGCGGCGGCGACGAGGACUUGGGAGUUUUCGAUGCCAACCUCGAUGACGACGUCGACGAAGACGAGAUGGAGAAAGAGAAGAGUGCCGAAAAAAAGAAUCGUCACCACCUCGUCAAUAACAACACCAAAGAAGACGUCUCGCCGCACGAUGUGUUCCCGAUAGAUAUAUGGCGCCUCGUGUUUGCAAAACUCUCUCCCCGCGAAACCGUUGUGUUUGGAAGCGCGUGUAAAAUGUUAUACAACAUCGCGCGAGCCGAAGAGACUCGAAACGCGCUGUUUGAAAAGCUAUUCUACCGCUCCUCGGCGUGUUUAGUAGCUUCGGAGGAGUCUUCGUCUUCUUCGUCUACUGCGACGAAAUCCUCCCGCAGAAGUGUCAGAGCUCCAAACUCAAACGUGUGGCGAACGGUGCGAGACUCCUAUCUCGCCACAGAGCCGUGGGUUUCUUGGAACGGCGAAACCGAAAAAGAUUUGCGUCGCAAAAUGGUCGAGCCGUUGUUCGCAAACGUCGGUCCCUCGUUUGUUCGCGGAUUAAUAUGCGACCAACAAACCGUGGCGAGUUAUAAUACAUCCUCCGUGAAAUUUUGGUACAACGGUCUCGGCGACGCGAAGUAUAACGUCGCGGGCGGCAGGAUCCAAACGUUAGAGGCAAAAGAUAGCAACAUUCGAGACAUGUGUUUGACCGAUAACUUUGUCGCUGUUUCUGAAAAUUCCGGUCGACUGCGUUCGUGGUCUUCGUUGGACGGUUCGCCGUCUAUUCACAGACCGAUGGUCACCAAACGAGACGCGAAUUCGUCGUUACUGGCAUUACACGCGGAUUCUAUCGUUGCCUGUUGCGAGAAGAGUUGCACGGCAAAGAUUCACGAUUUGGCUCGAGAUGCGAGCGCGUAUUCGUCAUCUGAUUUUGCGGAAAAUGUAAUCAUGGAUUUACGCACCGCAAAAGAGCGAGACGCAAACUCGCGUUGGUACGUCCCGUUAGAAAGCGAAGGUGAAAUUUUGGGCGCAACGUGCAUUAGUAAAGAAGCGGUUUGGGACUCAGUCAUUUGGUUUGGUACGAGUUUGGGGGUUCGUGGCAUCGAUUUCAAUCGGAACGAAGUGAAAGAGACGAUGUUGAACGAUUACGGAGUAGGGGAAGACUACAUGAGAAAAAUAAAAGCGAUCGCAGCGAGAGGGCCAGUCGUUACUGCAGCAAUGGAAGGAGGGCUCGUCGUGCUAGUCGACCGGCGAUCGAAAACGCAAUCAAAUAUUCCAAUCGCAACGUUCGCGCCGCCGUGGUACGAACAAGAGGGUCGUGGAAACAACAAAAUUGUGAACAAUUACAUCUCGGAGCAAAAAACCUGCUUACAUUUAGAAGACGAGCGCUUGAUUUUUCAUUCCGAGAGCGGGUACGAAGGCGUGUGCGUGUAUGAUAUUCGCAAGUUUCUUGGUCCAAGAAUGCGACGAGGGACGUUAGCUGUCCCGGCAUGGCGCGAAGAUUUAAUUUCUGCGUCAAUAAACGCUCGCGCGCUCCUCGGCGAUGAGAACGAGAACGCGAGAGAAGAAGUAGUAGAAGGGGAAUUCUCGACGACCACCGUAUCGACGGUGUGCGACGUGGGGAGUUUUGGGUCGUGCGCUUCGAUUCUCACGCCGUUCAACGGGAAAGGCGUACCCAUAAAAGUAGGGUGUUUUGCUCGCUUUCCAAAUGGGUUUUAUAACAACACAGCGGCUGGUAUAUUUGAGAACGCGCCGAUGGCGGGUGCGGGAAACGUCGUCGUAGCGCCGUAUAUUCCUCCAGAGAACACCAUUUUGCCCGAAACGGCGGGCGGCACGCCCGCCAUGAAUAGUAGCAGCAGUAAUAAAAGUAGCGGUAGAAACGAGGAUCGCGAUAAAUGUUCCGUAUUUAUCGGUAUGGAAAGGAGGGUGAAAUCGGGCGAUGGUGACUACAGUACCGGAGGGGUGAAUAGACGUUUGGGAUACGAAGAACUUAUGAAUCUAUCGUUGCAAGAACAAAGCGCCGCUGACAGCAAAGCGACGAGGAGGAAAAGCACGCAACCUAAGACGAGAGGAAGGUAUCCAAAGAGGCAAGGUCGAAAUUAA
Messenger RNA from Bathycoccus prasinos, 2937 nucleotides. Its product is annotated as putative ribosomal-protein S6 kinase (ISS). NCBI's taxonomy places the organism in Eukaryota, Viridiplantae, Chlorophyta, Mamiellophyceae, Mamiellales, Bathycoccaceae. Gene Ontology annotation, molecular function: protein binding. The transcript has a single exon. The coding region runs from base 1 to 2937 and encodes 978 amino acids. The record is from RefSeq and is a predicted model, not a curated record.